Messenger RNA from Parus major (Great Tit), 711 nucleotides. It is a transcript of the gene NQO2, whose product is annotated as N-ribosyldihydronicotinamide:quinone reductase 2. Gene Ontology annotation, cellular component: cytosol. The transcript has 3 exons. The record is from RefSeq and is a predicted model, not a curated record. Lineage: Eukaryota; Metazoa; Chordata; Aves; Passeriformes; Paridae. The annotation marks the transcript as partial. Gene Ontology annotation, molecular function: NAD(P)H dehydrogenase (quinone) activity.
UGGUUCAACAUGCCUGCAAUCCUGAAGGGCUGGAUGGACAGAGUCUUGGUCCAAGGCUUUGCUUAUGAUUUGUCAAAGGCUUACGAUGGUGGCUUGCUCCAGGACAAAUUAUCCUUGUUUUCUUUCACCACGGGAGGAAGCAAAGAGAAGUAUGCAAUCAGAGGUGAUAUUCGCUAUCUGCUAUGGCCCAUGCAGCAUGGAAUCAUGCACUUCUGUGGUGUCAAAAUCCUUGAACCUCACAUCUGUUAUGCUCCAGAGAAUGUCUCCGAGGAGAAGAGGAAGGAGAUGCUGACUGCCUGGGCCCAGCGUCUGAAGACUCUUUGGAAGGAAGAACCCAUAGACUGCUCUCCUGAGUGGUAUUUCAAGUAGUGUUCAGGUGCAAGACUACAGAGAAAAGAUGGGUUUUUUUCUUAAUUCUUUUUGAUGUUCUAUCUAAAUACAUGAACUCUAAUCUCCUAAAUCAAAUAUAUUUUAAGAAUCUUGAAUACUACAUCUAGAAGUUUAACUGAUUAUUAUAAAGUAGCAUUUAUCUUCACUGAAUCCCAAGGGAUUCCCUUCAAGGAUGGGUUCAAAACUCUUUGUGUUGUUCUCCUUGCUCACAUGAACAGUGUCAUUCUGCCUCCUUGUGGAUGAGAACACGUGUGAUAUUUCAUGGCAGAUUAUGCCAUUGCUGCUUGUCAAACAGUGAAGUACAUGGCCAACUUAAUUUUA